UGAGUGUCCAUGCCGUCUCUCGCCACCACUACCUCUACCAUUAACGACACUGCCUCCACCAACACGGUGUCGACCUCGGUCAUCUUGGCUGCGGUGACGCUCACCAGUAUGGCCGGGAUCUCCGGCGCUGAUGCCAGUCGCCACCGGUAUCCUCACUCUCGUCAGCCACUGGAUGACGCUCGUCCUCAAGCAGCACGACAUAGCCGCCGCGAAUGCUUUGGCGACGCAGGCCAAGAUCCUCGUCACGCUCGACGAGCACGCCGCGGCCCGCGGGGAGAUGAAGGGCGAGAUCGCGAACUUGAAGCGGUGGAUGGAGGAGAGCGUUCGCCAGAGACAGGGCAUAGACGGACUCAGGGAGAAUAUGAAGGAGCUGCUUAGGGAGUCGUGGGACAUGGCCGGUACGACGAUGAUGGGCUCAACAAGUCUUUCACGCUCUCCGUCUGAUGCCUCGUCGAAGUCCUCUGCCUCAUUCGCUAUCCCGGCCACGCUCCGCGGAGCGUCGCCCAAGCAGCCGUCAACGUCACGCAUUCCGGUGACUUCCACCCCGGUCAGCCCCCUUUCGCCGUCGAAGCCCAGCCUUGCUCGUAACUAGACUGCACCCCUCUCGAGCGGGCAUCUGCCUUCUGCCCCGGCCUGUGCUUCCUGUCAAGCUAAGGCCCAUCAGUGCUGCCUUAUUGCAAUUUCUGUGCUCUUAGACAUCUGGUAUGGAACCCCU
Molecule: messenger RNA, 715 nt
Organism: Cutaneotrichosporon oleaginosum
Lineage: Eukaryota; Fungi; Basidiomycota; Tremellomycetes; Trichosporonales; Trichosporonaceae
Source: RefSeq, a predicted model, not a curated record